AUGAAAUACACAUCUAGAACCACCGCUAAAAAUAGCACAACCAACAACUCUAACGCCACCACCACAACCAUCAUUAACAACAUUACCACCCCUACCACUACUACCACCUCUACCACUACCAGUACCACUUACAGUUACACCACUACUACAACUACCAACAUAAUCACCACCACUACCACCACUGUCGAGGCUGAUGUUCAUGACCAUGCACCUGAGCUGAGAGCAGAGGUGAAGUCUGUUGAUAAAAGCACAUCAGCUGUGGAACCCGUUUCAAAAUGGAAUAGCAACAGGAGAUCUAGCCCCCAGUUCAAAACUCCCCUCACAACUAGCGGUAGCUCACUGCAGAAUAUAUUCAAUCUGUACCAUACUAACUACGCACAUCCAGGUCAAGGAGCUGAGGCGAUUAAGGGAGACAAUGACGGUUGGACUGCAUUACACAGUGCUGCACAGAAUGGUCAUCUAGAUAUCACUGAAUAUCUCAUCAGUCAAGGGGCUGCUACCAAAUAUCUGAUCAGUCAAGGAGCUGAGGUGAAUGAGGGAAAUGAUGAGGGUUGGACUGCACUACACAAUACUGCUCAGAAUGGUCAUCUAGAUAUCACCAAAUAUCUGAUCAGUCAAGGAGCUGAGGUGAAUAAAGGAAAUGAUAAGGGUAGGACUGCAUUAGACAGUGCUGCUGAUCAUGGCCAUCUUGAUAUCAUUGAAUAUCUGAUUAGUCAAGGAGCUCAGGUGAAUAAGGGAGAUAAUGAUGGUUGGACUGCAUUACACAGUGCUGUUUGGAAUGGUAACCUUGAUGUUGUUAAAGUUCUUAUGACAGGAGAAGCAAGUUUUGACAUAGGAGACGUUCACGGCCAGACACCUCAACAUCUGUCUUCAAUCCUCGGCUACGAAAGCAUUGCUGAUCUAUUCUUGGACCAUUCCCAUUCCAAGGUAAACAUUAAAAAAAAAACUCUUUAUGUCAAAUGUAUCUACCUAGAUGUUUUCAAUACAUGGAUGUAA
This is a messenger RNA of Strongylocentrotus purpuratus (purple sea urchin), 996 nucleotides long. Its product is annotated as ankyrin repeat domain-containing protein 50-like. The transcript is spliced from 4 exons. The record is from RefSeq and is a predicted model, not a curated record. Bases 1 to 996 code for a protein of 331 amino acids. Lineage: Eukaryota; Metazoa; Echinodermata; Echinoidea; Camarodonta; Strongylocentrotidae. Gene Ontology annotation, molecular function: protein binding.